Messenger RNA from Puccinia graminis f. sp. tritici CRL 75-36-700-3, 2576 nucleotides. RefSeq lists its product as uncharacterized. The transcript has 7 exons. The record is from RefSeq and is a predicted model, not a curated record. The coding region runs from base 734 to 1996 and encodes 420 amino acids. NCBI's taxonomy places the organism in Eukaryota, Fungi, Basidiomycota, Pucciniomycetes, Pucciniales, Pucciniaceae.
GCUUGAAGGUUUCGGUAUCCUUGUCCGCACCAGGCGAUCACACAUCCAAGUCAAUACUACGAACACUUCGUUAAGAUCACCUCGUGUAUCGCUUAAGUGCUUCAUACCGCCACCAGCCAUCCCCCAGCAAUUAAAACUAAUCAUCUCAUCUUCCUCCCUCCGAGGACCUUGACCAUAGGCUUUAGCCUGCCUCUCGUUUGCCGAUCUGGGCUGGGUUCAAUCUGCUCGUUUCAUCUCGAUCUCUCUAUCUGGUCAUCGGGACAUACUUGUCUGCUCGUCGUGACGACAUCUCAUACACUCAGAUCGAUCUUCACCCCUUUGCAUUCCUCUGAGCUAUUCUCUUGCCAUUUAUAGUGCUGUUCCAAUUCUGAAUCCUGUUCUUCAUCACCUCCACCCACCUCUACGGCACAAAACCACCCAACUCAACAAGAACAACGACCAUCUUCUUCCCGCUUGCUGGGCUCAGUAUCAACAUAGCCUCAACUUGGACAGCCUUUCCAGCUGCUAACUUGUCUCUCUUAUCUCAGAUCAUCCUCUCCACCACUGAUCUUCCUCACAGCCUCUUAUUUUAAAGUGAGUGACCCACAGAUUGAAAAAUCCUUUGCGGGGCAUCUGUAAUCCAUUCAUCAUCAUUGGAUCAAAACCGGUGUGUUGGCCAUUACGUUGUUUGAGGCGCUUGCAAUAUUCGACUUGCAAACCUGGAUAGAAGAGAAACCAAGAAAUAGGUACUCAAAUGCAACACAACAACCAAGCCUCAUCCUCAGCCCGGGAACGUCACCCAAACUCACAGAUCCCCCUCCCCCAAUCUAACUAUGCAAAACACGAGUCUGGAGCCACACGAGACAGCCGGCGACGGAAGCUGAAGAAACAAAAGGUGCGACCCGAGAAACGCAAAGCUGGGAAUCUUGAAUACACCAACGAAAGGAACAUUGCUGCCCAUGUCUCCCGGGGUAACAAAGAUAGACCGAUCCACAAGUUCAAAAAUAGCUUUGUAUGUUACAGUAAUAAUGCCCGAACCAAGGCUGUUGCUGUUGUAAAGUUUUACCCUUUUGAAGGCAUGGACCCUGAACGCAAAGCCCAUUACGAGCGACUGUCCACCAACCUCAUUGCCCACACUCGAUUUCAAAAUGCAAACAAAAGCAACGAGAAUACCUUGGGAGGAACAAUGUAUAGCUUAGGAUGGAGGAAAGGUUAUGAGGGAAAGAGCCAUUUGGGUAUCACCGGGAUUGCAUCCAAGGUGGCUAAGGACCAAGAAGGGUGGAUCAAGCUCUUCAUGGAGACCCCAUGGAUUAACGACUUCCUGGCCCAACGGUUUCGGGAUAUUUCUUUGGGGAUGUGCAGAGAAGUCAAGGAGCAGCACGACCAACAGAAGGCACCAUCUUUGACUCCAUUCUACAUGGCCGACCCUGAAUCAUUUUGCGGUCAUCUCUCCUUCACCUUCAACAACUUCUACAACAAGGCACACAAGGACGAGGACGGAUCACCCUUCAGAUUUGCCAUGUGGAUUCCGAUCAAUAAACAAACCGGGAAGUUGGUCGAAGAGAAUCUCCAAGUGGAAGGAGGUGAAUUUGUUUUCCCUGAGGAUGGCUGUGCAAUCGACUUUUCGGGGUUUAACGGGGUGGUGGAGUGUGUUUGGAAAGCAUCUGAGCAUCCACAUCAUACUCUUCCAUCAUCAACAGCCAUCGGAUCAUCGGACGAUCGCCUCGGCCUAUCUUGUCUACUCCCAGAUUCCGCAGAAAGGGCCAUCGAAAGGAUGAUGGCUGUUGAAGACGGCGAGAAACUUGACUGGACUAUUCAAGACCUGGGUCACUUACACAACGAUUCCCUCAAGUACGACUCAAAAGGUAAACCCUUUGAAACCAACGAUGGUGUUGACUUGCAGGCCAGUCCCCCUUCUGCCUGCGUUUUGGAUGAAGACAGCUCAACAGAACCAGACAAGUCUUUGUCAUCUCAACUGAAGGUGGCCACACCAACUCAACUCCAUAGAAGCACUUAGUAUAAAUCAGAAAUCUAUAAAAUUUGUGAUCCACUCCUCUUGUUGUACUAGAUUUUGCAGAGCUUAAUUUAUGUUGAGUUUUCAGUGUCUUCUGUCUACUUUUCCCUAAAAUUCCACCAACUCGGCCUCUUCUCUUCUCAUUUUAUUUCUUGAAUCUUCCUUAGAAUUAGACUGGAUUAUAGUCUUCAAGUAGCUUGUUUUCUGUUGCCUGCAUUCACUUCUCAAGUCAAUGAAACUUAUUGAUCUUGUCAACAACUCAUGUCUCUCUAAAGUCUUCCUCCUUUUUGCCAAUUUGGUUUAUUCUUUGAAAUCUGAUUGUUUAGAAUUAACAACUCUUGAACAUUUGUGGUUGAGUGUAUGCUUUUUGAUGAUUGAUUUUCCAGCCUGUCUAAAAGAGACUGAGAAGGCUUGUCCAGUUCUUACUUCCAUGAACUCAUAUUUUUCCUCCUCUCAGUUUUUAUUCAAAAUCAUUUUUUUUAUUCAUUUUCUUCAUCACCACAUUUUUGAACACUUGUAUUUAGUCUUCUUAAAUCUGGCUGAAUACCUGUCAUGUGAAUGAAAAUCAUUGGUUCUUUCAUUC